This is a messenger RNA of Oncorhynchus masou masou (cherry salmon), 19179 nucleotides long. RefSeq names its product spectrin repeat containing, nuclear envelope 1a (gene syne1a). Gene Ontology annotation, biological process: nucleus organization; cytoskeleton organization; nuclear migration. Gene Ontology annotation, molecular function: kinesin binding. Bases 84 to 17900 code for a protein of 5938 amino acids. Gene Ontology annotation, cellular component: perinuclear region of cytoplasm; membrane; nuclear envelope. Lineage: Eukaryota; Metazoa; Chordata; Actinopteri; Salmoniformes; Salmonidae. The transcript is spliced from 94 exons. The record is from RefSeq and is a predicted model, not a curated record.
UGGAGGGCCGUGAUCGUCUCAGUCGCGUGCGUCGGAGCAGUGGAGCCACAGCUGAACACACAGCGGCUGGAGGGUGUGAGGCCAUGGACCGCCAGCUAGGGGCGCUAGCCCAGGCUCUGGAGCAGUGGGAGGGGGCCGCCCUGAGAGCCCGCGACGGCCUGGAAAGGGCCCUCACUACGGCAACAGAGCAGGAGCAGGAGUACGAGCGUCUGACCGCCAGGAUGGAGGAGGAGCUUAGGGAGCUUGAUGGGCGGCUAAAGGGGUGGAGCCAGGAGCUGAGCAGAGCGGAGGGAAGGAGCAGUGGGGAGGAGGCAGUGGAGGGGUGGCAGCAGGCUAAGGAGACACUGGAGGGCUUGCUGAGUGCUGAGCCCAUGGCAGACAGGCUGAAGGCUCAACUCAAUGACCUGGUCCGCUACUCCAGAGACCUGGGACCCCACUCAGACAGGGUCACUGCUCUCAUCAAACAACACAACAGUCUGAGUCUGCGUGCAUCCAGAGAGUGCCAGAAUAAGGAGCGUCUGCUGGAGCAGAGGUUCAGAGCAGCCCUCAGGGACUUCCAACAGUGGCUGGUCAACGUUAAGAUCAGCACGGCCAAGUGUUUCGACAUCCCCCAGAGUGUCACUGAGGCCUCCACUGGUCUACUGAGGAUACAGGAGUUUCUGAAUGACAGGGAGCAUGGCCAGGCCAGACUGAGUGCAGUGGGGACCAGUGGAGAGCUGCUCAUGGCUGUCGUGCCUAAAGACAGAGAGGAGGGGGUCAAGGCCAAGGUGGCUAACGCCAGAGACGACUGGAAGAGCCUCAUGACCAACCUUCAGAUGAGAGAGACUGCGCUAAAGAACCUGCAGUCUCAGAUGAGAGACUUUGAGGUCAGCACUGAGCCGCUCCAGGAUUGGCUGAACAGCACUGAGGUCAUAGUACAGGAGAGCAGCGCUCGACUACAUGACCUCCCUGCCAAGAGACAGGAGCUUAGCAAGUUACAGUGUGUGUUGGAGGAGCUGUCAUGUCGUGAGGCUGAGCUGGGCAAGCUGAGGGAGAGGGCCCACCGGCUCUGGGAGGGCCAGGCUGCAGGGAAGGGCUUCGUCCACCGUGUGUCCCAGCUGUCUGCACAGUACCUAGCCCUCAGCAACCUGACCAAGGACAAGGCCUCCAGGAUAGAGCGUAUCGUAGGGGAGCACCGUCUGUUCUCCCAGGGUCUGACGGAGCUCCAGAACUGGGUGUCUGAGGCUGAGAGGAUCCUGAACACCUGCCUCUCCCCCACCGCCGACAAGACUGUACUGGAGGACAGGAUGAUACAGCUGGAGGCCCUGUUGGCGGCCCGUCAGGAGAGGGAGAUCCAGCUGAAGAUGUUGCUGACACGGGGUGAGGCUGUCCAGAGGAACACCUCUGCUGAGGGGGUCCCCGUGGUCCGAAAACAGAUCCAGGACCUUAAGGACUCCUGGGACUCUCUGCUGUCUGCCUCCAUCCAGUGUAAAAGUCAGCUGGAGGGGGCCCUGUCCCAGUGGACCAGCUACCAGGAGGACGUGGGCCAGUUUAUCAUGUGGAUGGAGCGCGUGGAGACCACUCUGGGCUGCUCAGACAGACAGUACUCUGAGAUGAGAGACAAGACCGCCAACCUGGGAAAGACCAAGCUUCUAUAUGAGGAGGUCCUGAGCCACAGCAGUCCAUUAGAGACCAUCGCUACCAAGGGCUCCAACAUGGCUGAACAAUACACUACCCAUCAGGAGGUACACAGCCUACAGGAGAGAUACACUGCCAUCACAGACAAGGCCAAGGCUGCAGUCUACAAGGCUAAGGAUCUGGUCCUGGCCCAUCAGGAGUACCAGAGGGGGCUGCACAUGUUUGAAGACUGGCUGGAGCAGGAGCAGGGAACCCUGGGCUCUCUGUCCCACCCAGAGGGGGAUGUGGACACCCUGGAGAACACACUACAGCAGAUACAGCUCCUCCAGGAGCGCUGCUCCCAGGGCCAGUCCCUGCUCUCUUCCCUGCUGUCAAGCAGGGAUGGGGUGAUUCCGUGGGGCGCGCCUCAGAUUGAGGACCGAGCCCUAGACACGGCACAGCGUGAGUGGGGGGCCUACCAGGCCCGGCUGGGGGAGACUAGGGCCACGCUGGGUUCUACCCUGGGCAGGCUCAGGCAGAUGGGCCAGAGGUUCCAGAGCCUGGUCCUGUGGCUGGAGGACAUGGAGGGGAAGGCCAACAUCCGUGGACAUCGCAGGUCUGACAGCGCUUCCAAGGAUGCCCAGCUAAAGCAGCUCCAGCUGUGGCAGGAAAGUGUGCUAGCCCGGCAGAGUGAGGUGGAUGGGCUGUCUGCUCUGGCCCAGCAGGUCCUGGAGGAGACCCACAUCAGCAGCCGGGUCAGCACCAGAGCCACCCAGCUCACUGCCCGAUACCACGCCCUGAUUCUCAACAUACAGGAGACCAUCAAGCAGCUGAAGGAGGAGCUUAGGAGCAUCGAGGAGGCAGAGAAACUCUGUGUGUCCUUCUCUGAUUGGCUUAGAACAGCCCAGAAGAACUUCAGAACAGUGACAGCCAGCACGGAGGCUCUGGACCGGGUUGCCAUGGAGAGGAAGAUGAAGAAAGUAGAGACUCUCCAGGCUGAGCUUCAGCAGGGCCAUGGCCUGCUCAAGGCCCUCAGGGAGCGGGCAGAGCGGGCUGCAGGCUUCCUGGAGGAGGCUGGAGCUGAGGGGCUGGGGGGGGAGGUGGAGGCUAGGCUAGCCCAACUGGAGGAGCUAGCCGGUGGGCUGCGGCAGGAGCACAGCACCCUGGAGAGGGCUGUGUGUCUGGCCAAGGAGUUCCAGGACAGGUACAAGGCCCAGGCCCAGUGGGUGGUGGAGACCAGAGCCAUGCUCAGUGCCCCUCUGGAACCUAAAGCUGAACUGUACCAGAAGAGAGCACAACUGGCCAAGUACAAGGCCUUGUUGCAGACGGUCCAGUCCCAUGACUCUGCAGUGAGGUUGGUGGUGGAGAAGGGAGAGUCUCUGCUGCUUUCAGUCCAGUACCCCUCCAUCAGAGACAACAUGAACAGACUACAGACGGACUACACUGAGCUCGGCAACGCUGCCACUGCCCAUGUGCAGCGCCUGGAGGGCCAGGUGAAGGAGCAGGAAGUGUACCAUGUGGAGCUACAGGAAGUGGAGAGGUGGCUGCUGCAGAUGUCCAGCAGGAUGGUGACCCCUGACCCCGCAGCUGGCGGAGGCCUUGAGGCAGCCACUCAGCAGCUGGCCAGUCACAAGGCCAUCAUGGAGGAGAUAGCAGGCUUUGAGGACCGCCUGUCUGGGCUGAAGGAGAGGGGAGAUGACCUGGUGGAGGGCUGCAGUGAGCGUGUGCAGAGCAGGCUGAGACAGCAGGUCCAGGCUCAGCAGCAAGGCACCCGAGACAGCUACUCUGCCAUCUGCAGCACGGCACAGAGAGUGUACCAGAGUUUGGACCGUGAGUUGCAGAGGCAUGUCAGUCUGCAGGAUGCUCUGCAGCAGUGUCAGACCUGGCUGGUGUCAGUCUCAGAGGAACCAGAGCCCACUGCACAUCUCCCUCUCAGCCUGGAGGAGGCGCUACAGCAGGUGAAGCAUGAGCGGACUCUCCAGGAGCAGGCCAGUACCUACCUACAGCUGGUGUGUUCUACCUGUGACCUUUCAGAGCAGAGGGUGAGGGAGACCGCCCAAGACAUCCAACAGGUCAAACUACAGAUCGAGGAGAGGAUGCUGGUGUGUGAGGAGGUGGCAGAGAGCUGGAGGGACGUUCAGGAGCAGCGGGCUGAUCUGGAAGCUCAACUCAGAGAGACAGAGCAGCAGCUGCAGAACCUCUCCAGGAGACCGGCUGAACUGGAGCCCAAGAUCACCCAGAACCAACUGGAUCAGGCACAGGAGUUCCUCCAGCAGCUCAGAGUGAAGCAGGUCGACGUCACCCAGCUGAGGGAGGCUGUGGCUGGGCUGACGGAGGGCCAGUCCUCCCCUGCCCUGGAGGAGAUGGGAGGUCUGAGGAGGGCCUGGGAGGAGUUGGGGCAGAGGGCUGAAGAGCUGGAGGGGCAGAGGGGUGAGGACAUGCAGAGGAGCGGAGAGUACCAUGACUGUGUGGCUGCCGUGGAGGAACUCUUCCACCAGGUGUCCAGAGAGUGGGACUACCUGGCCAGGGCGGACACAGAGAGCACCAGUGAGCACCUGGAGGCUCUGAGAAAGCUGUGUUGUGACCUGGAGGACCAGAGAGGAACUCUAGAGGAGCUAAGGGACCAGAGACAGGCUGUCCUGCCACGCCUGAGCCUGCUGGACAAGGAGCUGGUCAAACAACAGGUGGGCCACUUGGAGAAGCGCUGGUCCCAGCUGGACAGCCUGAUCCAGGGGAAGAUCCAGGACUCUUCCCAGACUCUGGAGGACCUUGGUCGGGUGGAAGCCCAACUGAGGGAGGCCCGGGAAUGGAUGGAGGAGCAGCGUCCUGCCCUAACAUCAGCCCUGAAGACCAGCCCUCCUCCAGACCUGGCCCAGAGCUUCCUGUUUGACCACCUGAGUGUGUGUGUGGAGCUGGAGGCCCGGGGGCAGCUGCUGGGCCAGGCAGUGAGCGAGGCCCAGCGCGUGGCCUCUAGGCUAGGGCUAAGCGAGAGGAGACGCCUGCAGGAGCUGGUACUCCAGGCCGAGGGAGAAGUAGAGGCACUGGGGGCCAGGGUGAGCCAGCGGAGGAAGUACCUCAGCAAGGCCUUCACGGAGCGGACCCAGUUCCUCCAGGCUGUGGGGAGGGCUCUGUCCUGGGUCCAGCAGCAGGAGAGGAAGGCUUUAAUGGACGACCACGUGGCUCUCCUCCCUGACGACCUGACCAAGCAAGUGGUGACGUGCCGAGGGGUCCAGAGCGGCCUGCGGGCCUACCAGGGGGAAUUGGCCUCUCUGUGGGUCCAGGGUCGUGACCUGGAGAGGGACGCCACGGACCAGGAACGGGGAGAGACCGUGACCAGGCUGGAGGAGCUCCAGAGGGUCUUUGAGACGGCCUUCCAGAGAACCACCCAUCGCCUGCAGGACCUGGACAGAGCCCUGACCUCCAGGAAGUACUUCAAGGUCGACCUGGAUAGGACGUGUCACUGGCUGAGACGGGCAGAUGGCAUUACCUUCCCCGAGAUUGACUUCACCUGCAACGCCGAUGACGAUUUGGAACUGCAGAGUCGACUGGCGAAGUUCCAGAACGUUCUAGAGCAGGCGUCGGAAUACGAGAACCUCCUACUCAUCGUCCAGAGGGUGGGGCAGGAGAUUCUCCCCUCGCUAAAGGAGGUAGAUCACUGCUACCUCGACGAAAAGCUCAACGCCCUCCCUCAACAAUACAACAGCAUCCUAGCGUUAGCCAAAGAGAAGAGGGACAGGAUCCAGCAGGCUAUUCUAGAGAGAAAGGACUACGACUGCUUCUUCAAUGUCACUUGUAGAGCAUUGGAGGAGCUUCAGGAGCAGUUAGACGGUUUAGCGAAACGGACUGUCAGUAUUCAAGAACAGGAAGUUGUUCAUCUCCGUCAUGACCAUAGAGAUCUGUCUGAAAGCCUGUCUCAGCUCAGCCCUGCGGUGAGAGAGUUGAGGAGGAAGACUGAGGGGUUUCUCAGCAGGGGUCAACGAUGCCAUGCUGAGGAGACAGAACAGCUGGUUAACCUUCAUGACAAUCUGAAGAGGACCAUUGACCAGAGACUGAAACAUCUUGACGACUCAUUGAAAACAUUGGCAGAGUAUAAUGCAACAUCAGCUAAACUAGACUCUGAGUUGAAGUCAGUGAAAGAGCAGUUCACUAGAAUGAAGUCAGACUCAGACACCACAUUAGGUGGCACAGAGAGACUGACGAGUCUUUACACACUGCUGGAAGAUCUGGAAAGGAUGGGCUCUCACCUGGAGAGACUCACCCAACAUACAGAAGACCUGGGAUUGAACUGUGAUCCUGCCGCCAUCCAGGCCUCCAGAGAGGUAGUGACCUCGCAUCAAAAAGAGCUGCAGUCCGUAAGGUCGGAAGUAAAAGAUUGUGUUACAGAAUGUGAAAACUGUCUCAAGAAGGACAAAGAAUUUGAGAAAGAGACUGGGUGGACAUCAGAUUGGCUGAAGAGUCUGCGGAAGAAGCUUGGGGAUCCAUUGACCCUUCCAGAGGUGAAAGUUGAGAUGGUAGAGGAGGAGGUCAGGAGACUGAAGGUGGUAGAGGAAGAGGUGCAGUCCAGAAUGAGGGUAGCAGAUGCCAUGGGCAGCAGGGAGAAGCAGAGAUACAGCAGUAGAAAUGAGGCCUGCCCUGCCCAUGUGGAGGCUAACCUAGAGGAGCUGGCUAAACUGAGGGCUGAUGUCCAACAAACACUUAGAACCAAGCAGCUGAGCCUGGAUCAGACUCUGUCCCUGGUCCAGAGGCACCAAUCCACCCAGCAGUCAGCCCGCAAGUGGCUUGACAAAGCUGGGGCUUUUCUCCAGAGAACCACCCUGGGAAUAGAGCUGGAGAACCAGACAGAGAGCCUCAGGGAGCUGGAGGAGAUCUCAGCCCAGGAACCAGCCUUCAUGGCUAAACUAGAUGAGCUGGAGACCCUGGGUGCUCAGCUGGAUGGUCUGGUGGGGAUGGGAGUGACGAAGGAGAUGAAAGAAAGUGAAAGAAAGAAAGAAGGUGUGGAGGUAAUGCGACAGAAGGGGUCAGAGGUCAAAGAGCAGCUGAAGGGUUACCGGGAGGAUCUGCAGAGCUGUGCUGCUCAGUGGAGCUCCUUCCAGACGGAGAGAGAGGAGCUGAUUGGACAGAUGAAUGAAGCAGGAAGUAUGAUGACUGCGUUCCCCUCGGCGAAGGCAGCCAAUAGCCAGGAGGCUGAGGACAAACUCCAGAGUUACAAGUCUCUGGUGAUUCUGAUUGAUGGGUGUGAACCCACCCUGACUGGCUUGAAAGAGAAGGCCACAGAUUUGGCUCUUGUUGGGUCUGAGUCCAGCAAAGCUGCUAUUGGUCACUCUGUGUCAUCUUUAUGGCAACGUUGGACCCGCCUGCGCAGCAUGGCGCGAGCCCAGGAGAGAGCGCUGGAGGACACAGCUCGGGACUGGAGGAGCUUCAGGGAGAAGAUGGAGAAGGUACGGUCUGUGUCAGUAGACCUCCAUGCUCGUGUGCCAGACAGCACAGUGGAGAAGGCAGCCACCAGGGCGGCGCUACAGAACCUGUUGGAAUACCAUGACUCCUUCAGCCUGGAGGUGGAGAGAGAGCAGUCAGCCCUGGCCCUGCUGGGGCAACACACCCUCAGCCUGAUAGGAGAGGACCAUGAGGAAGAGGAUAUGGAGAUGGAGAAAACUGACAAGACUAGAGAAGAGAUGUCCUGUCUGAAGGAGAUCAGGAGUAUGCUGGAUAUAUAUGAGAGCCUGGUGCUGCAGGUGCGUGGUAGCAGGGCCCAGGUGCAGCAGGAGCUGAGGGAGAGGGAGGAGGUGGAGAGGGAGCUAGGACUGGUGAAGGGAUGGAUCCAGGACACCAGGGGACUGCUACUGAGCCCUUCAUCUGACCUGGACUCACUGCUGCAUGAACUAGAGACAGCCCAUGGUGAGGUCAUCAGUAGGCGCCAGAGUGUGGAGAGGAUGGUGGAGCUGCAACAGAACAAGUACCAGGACCUCCAGGCAGCCCUGCCCUCUGAACUGAGCAUGCAGCUGGCUGAAGUGACACUCGCCCUGGGCUCCGCUGAGGACCAGGUCCAGUCGAGGGAGAGAGAGGUGCAGCAGACCAGAGACGUGAAGGAGGACUUUAGUUCCAGACUGCAGGACAUUGAGGGGAAGUUGAAGACCAUCUCUCUGAAGAUCAGUGAGAAGGCUACAGACCUGGAGCAGGCCAAGGAGGAAACCAAGUGUCUGUGUGAAGAGUGUGAGGGUUGUGGUCGCUCCCUGGCUGAGCUGGUUGUAGCAGUACAGGAGUUUGGGGACCAGAACCCUCUACUGUGUAAGCAGCUGGGAGACGCCCUGUCCAGACUGGCUGAGGUCCAGCGCCUGACCACACAACAGGCCCAGGAACGGGCCAACCAACUACACAAGGCAGAGCAGCAGCUGGAGGAGUAUAAGGGGAUGAGGCAGUUCCUCCUGGGCUGGGCUGAGAAAGCAGAGACCCUGGUCACUGGCAACAUAAUCUGGAGCUCCGCCUCUCAGCUUCAGGAGCAAAUCAGAGCCCACCAGGCGGUGCUGCGAGAGUGUCGUGGUCUCCAUGGUGACCUGGAGGCCAUGGGGGAAAGGGAAGGGCAGCUGGGGGAGGUGCUACAGACGGAGGGGUGGAGCCAGCAGGUGAAACAACUGAGCAGAUGCACUGAGGAGUUGCAGCAGAGCGCAAAGACACGCCUCCAGAGCCUGCAGGAUGCCGCCAAGGACAUGGUUCGCCUGGAGGCUGAGGUGAAGACCCUGCAUGACUCUCUGGACCAGGCCCAGCUCACACUCACCUCUCCUGACCUAGCACGACUCAGCCUCAGGGAGCAGCUCACGCACAGACAGCGUCUGUUGGUGGAGAUGGAGGCCUUCAAGCAGCAGGUGCAGGCGGUACAGCUGUGUCAGAGCGCCCUCCGGCUGCCGGAGGAGGUAGUGGCCAGCCUGUCCAUCUGCAGAACAGCCCAGAGCCUGCAGCAGGAGGCCAGCCAACUGCAGCACACCACAAUCCAACAGUGCAACAUCCUACAGGAGGCCGUGGUGCAGUAUGAGCAGUAUGAACAGGAAGUGAGGAACCUCCAGAGGCUGAUAGAGGAAGCUCACCGCAUCAUACAGGACCGACCCGUUUCAACCAGUAACAUACAUGAACUACAGGCCCAGAUACACCACCAUGAGGAGCUAGCCCUGAAGAUCCGAGGCUACCAGGAGCAGAUAGCGUCCCUGAACUCCAAGUGUAAGAUGCUGACUGUGAAGGCCAAGCACGCCACCAUGCUGCUGACGGUCAGUGAGGUGGAGGGGUUGUCUGACGGCAUGGACGAGCUCAGCGACGAGGAGCUGCCCACCAAACAACCGCCGGCACAUCCCUCCGUCGUCAUGAUGACAGCAGGCCGCUGUCACACACUCCUCUCCCCCGUAACAGAGGAGUCAGGGGAGGAGGGCACCAACAGCGAGGUCUCCUCUCCCGCCUGCCGCUCCCCCUCACCAGGGGCUAACGCUGACACUCCCCUUAACCAGGGCCGGGCCCCUCUGAGUCGGGCCCCUCUACAGGAGCUGUAUGACCCCUCUCUAGAGUCCAAUGCCAACCUGGAUGACCUGCAGCGCUCCUGGGAAACACUCAAGAAUGUGAUCAGUGAGAAGCAGAAGACUCUGUAUGAGGCUUUGGAGCGCCAGCAGCACUACCAGGAGUCCCUCCAGUCAAUCUCCACCAAGAUGGAGUCUAUAGAGGGAGCUCUCAAUGAGGGCCUAGAGUCCCGCAAGAGCCCUGAGAGCCAGAUGGCUGCACACCAGGCCCUGAUGGAUGAGAUCCUGAUGCUACAGGAUGAGAUUGGGGACCUGCAGACCUGUUUCAGUGAAGAGCUGUGUGACGGCCUGGACAGUGACAGUGACCCAGGGGACCAGCUGGCCCUCCAUUCCACCCUGACCGUCCUGGGAGAGAGGAUGGCCACCAUCCGCAUGAAGGCCUCUGGGAAACGGCAGCUAUUGGAGGAGCGUCUGAGUGAGCAGCUGGAGGAGCAGAGGCAGGAGCAGGCGCUGCAGCGUUACCAUAGUGAGGCAGAGGAGCUCGACCAUUGGUUGCUCAGCACCAAGGCCACACUAAGCUCCGCCCUUCAGCCACACCCAGAGGACAUGGACAUGGAGGAGCAGCUGAUCGACUGCCAGAACAUGCUGUUUGAGAUUGAGCAGAAGGUGGCCUCCCUGUCAGAGCUAUCAGUCCACAGUGAGAGCCUGCUGCUGGAGGGGCGGGCGGGGACGCGCGGGGAGGCCGAGCAGCUCACCUUUAAACUCCACUCCCUUAAAGACAGCCUGGUGGAGCUGCAGAGGAUGUUGCAGGACAAACAGGUCGACAUUCAGGGUUCAUUGCAGGAGCAGGAGGACAGUGAGCCAGACUCCAUCCUGUCCCAGAGUCCCAACAUACAGGACUGGCUGUCCCAGGCCCGCUCCACACGCACACAACAGCACCAUGACAACCUGCUACGACAGAGGGAGCUGGAGGAGCAGCUGGCAGAGCAGAGAAGGCUACUGAAGUCUGUAGCCAGUGUAGGGGAGGAGAUUCUCAGCCAACAGACCACACCCAAUGGAGACAGUGAGGGAACGCCUGGUGUGUUGUUAGAGGCAGAUACCUUGACCCCUCAUGACCAGAUGAGACAGAGGUGGGAGAAUCUGAGUAAAGACCAGAGCACCAAACUCCAGCUGUCUCUUAACUCCCUGGAGCAGGAGCAGCUCAGUCCGGUGCUCCACAGGUCAUGUGUAUCCAGCCCAGGGGUGGUGUUCAGGAGGGAGGCGCUGGGACAAGACCCUUACUUCCCCAGGGCUCUGUUGGAGGGCUGCAGCCAGACUCUAGAGAGGCUAGCCCAAGAGCCAGAAGACGUUGCUGACAAUAAGCAGGACGUGCCCCGGGGUGUGUUGGUGCAGGAGGAGCUGUAUGCGGCUGUGUCUGCAGCUUCGUCCUGGCUGGACAGUGCUGAGAACAACGUCCUCUCUGGUCCUGUGCUGCUGUCUGAGGACACUGAGACACAGCUCUCUAACCUGGAGGGCCUGAGUAAAGAGGUGAGGGAGGUGACAGGGGAGAUGAGCAAGUGCAGGGAGCUGCUGGGAGGAGGAGGUGGAGCAGCAGCAGGAGGGAGGAGGCUGUAUGGAGGGGAGGAGCAGGCCCUGAUGGAAGACACUUUGGAUGGGCUGCAGGAGAGGCUGGGCCUACUGGACCAAACCCUGGAGCAACACUGUGACUGUAUGAGAGACCGACUGCAGGAACACACCGGCUUCCAGACGGAGCUGAGGCUGCUGUUCACAGCUCUCAGUGAGAGUAAACACCAGCUGCUGCAGAGGACAGCUGGAGCCAUAGACAGGCCUGCACCCAAACAGAUGGAGACAUUAUCCGAGGUGGAGGAUGGUCUGAGGGAGUUUGAGCAGAGGGUAGCAGAGCUCAAGAGCAGAGCGGAGGGACGACAGCCUGACCAGAUCUCCAACCAGGAGCUUCUCAAACUACAGGAUGCCUACGAGGAGCUGGUGUUGAUGGUAGGCUCCAGGCGUAGCAGUUUGAACCACAGCCUGUCUCUGAAGGCCCAGUAUGAGAGUGCCCUGCAUGACCUCACAGACCUGGUCGACACCGCACAGGACAAGAUGGCCGCCGACCAGAAGAUGACCGUGGGCUCUGUCAUAGAAGUGCAGAUACUCCUGGACAAGCACAAGGAGUUUUUCCAGGGUUUGGAGUGUCAUAUGAUCCUGACCCAGACAUUCUACAGUAAGGUGAGCGGCCUGGUGGUCCAGAGGGAGAGCCAGGUCCUGGAGGAGACCCUGGCCCUGGCCAACAACGUCCUCAAACAGGCCCACCGUAGAGGGGUUGAGCUGGAAGGAAUACUGGAGUCAUGGAGCAUGCUGGUGGAGGACUACCAGGCUCUGUACAGGCAGCUGGAGGCAGUAGAGUGUAGUAUCCCUACGGUGGGCCUGGUGGAGGAGACAGAGGAGAGACUCAGCGACAGGAUCACUCUCUACCAGCGUUUGAAGACCAGCCUGACAGAGCACCAGCCCCAGCUCUAUCAGGUGAUGGAAGAGGGCAAGAGACUGCUGCUGUCUGUGUGUUGCUCAGACCUGGAGAACCAGCUCACCCAGCUAGGGGAACACUGGCUCUGCUCCACCACCAAGGUCAACAAGGAGCUCCACCGCUUCGAUUCCACCCUCAAACACUGGAGCAGGUACCAGAGUGAGUCAGCAGAGUUGAGUCAGUGGUUGCGGUCAGCUCUGGACCGUCUGGAGUUCUGGACCACACAGUCUGUUACCGUACCUCAGGAGCUGGAGACGGUCAGAGAUCACCUGUAUGCCUUCCUGGAGUUCUCUAAGGAGGUGGAUGCUAAGUCGUCUCUGCGCUCCUCAGUGCUGAGUACAGGCAACCAGCUGCUGAGGCUGAAGAGGGUGGACACGGCUGGUCUGAGAUCAGCUCUGGCCCAGGUGGACACACAGUGGGCUGAGCUGUUCACCCGCAUCCCAGUGGUACAGGAAAAACUACACCAGCUGCAGAUGGAGAAGCUGGCGUCGCGUCACGCCAUCACAGAGCUGAUGAGCUGGAUCUCUCUCAUGGAGAACGUGAUAGCGGAGGACCAGCAGAGGAUCAUGGGAGCAGUGGGGUCAGAGGUUGUUCAGGACUACCUACAGAAGUACAAGGGGUUCAGUAUAGACCUGACAUGUAAACAGCUGACGGUGGACUUCGUCAACCAGUCGGUGCUCCAGAUCAGUAGUCAAGAUGUGGAGGGGAAGCGCAGCGACAAGACCGACUUCGCCGAGCGCCUGGGAGCUAUGAACCGCCGCUGGCAGAUACUGCAAGGCCUCAUCAUUGAGAAGAUCCAGCUGUUGGAAGGCCUGUUGGAGGGCUGGAUGGAGCAUGAGAAUGGUGUUCAGGCCCUGAAGACCUGGCUGACCCUGCAAGAAGACAAACUGAAGAAGAGACACAGGAUAGAUGACGUAGCAUCGGUGCAGAAUGCACUCAAAGACUGUCAGGAGUUGGAAGAGUUGGUGAAGGAGAAAGAGAAGGAUUUGGAGAAAGCUGAAGAGAGAGGGAGCGGACUCAUCCAGGAAAAGAGGGGGCAGGCCUGCUCUGUUGUUAUGGAGACCCUUAAAGGGUUGAACCAGUCCUGGGCCAACCUGAACAAUAUGAUUGGUCAGAUGAAGGUGAGUCUGCGGUCAGUGCUGGAGCAGUGGACUCUGUACCGCCGUGCUGCUGAGGAGAUCAACGGUUACCUGAUGGAGGGGAGGUACUCCGUGUCCCGGCUACACCUGCUCACAGGCUCCCUGGAGGCUGUACAGCAACAGGUGGAAAGCCUGGAGAACCUGCAGGAGGAGUUAGACAAGCAGGAGAGCAGUCUGAGGAAGUUUGGCUUUGUCACACAUCAGCUGCUGACAGAGUGCCACCCGUCUGUGGCAGACACACUGGACGGAGCCCUCCGGGACGUCAACAUCAGGUGGAACGGUCUGCUGGAGCAGAUCUCAGAACAGCUGAGGAGCAGCAAGGCUCUGCUGGGUCUGUGGCAGCGCUACACAGAGCUGUAUGACCAGAGUGUCUCAGCUGUACACAAACAGGAGGAGAGGGCCGACAGGCUGCUGAAGAGUGCCACCGACAGAGAUGUCACGGAAGAGGAAAGCAACGCGUGGAUUAGAGACUGCAGUGAGUUGCUGGGUGCCCAGGCAACAGUACAACAGUCUCUACUACAGCUGCAGCAGCUGGGGGAACAGCUAAAGACUCAGGUUGACGCCUCCUCCAUGGCAGCCCUCCAAUCAGACUGCCUGUCACUCACACAUCGCCUAGCAACGCUGGAGCACGCCCUGCACAGGCAGCAGGAAGUAUUGCAGUGUGGAGCUGACGACUGUGAGCGUUUUAAAGAGCAGUUGGACUCUCUGACCUGUCAGGCUGAGGAGGCUGAAGAGGUUCUGAGGGAGUCCGACCCAGUCGAAACACCGGACCACACUGUCAUACAGGAGCGCAUGGAAAAACUCAAGAGCCAGAUGUGUAAGUUGAGUAGCCAUUCUCCUGAUCUAGAGCGUGUGAACGAGCUGGCCUACAGACUGCCCCUGAACGACAGAGAGAUCAAACGCCUCCAGAGCCUCAACAGAGCCUGGACCACCCACUCUGCACACCUGACUGAGAGAUUCAGUAAGCUGCAGGCGGUGUUGCUGCAGCAGCAGAGCUUCCUGCAGAAGUGUGAGGACUGGAUGGACUUCCUGUCCCAGACGGAACAAAAGCUGGCCGCUGAGACCUCUGGGAACUACCACAGCCUGCUGGAGCAGCAGAGAGACCACGAGUUGUUCCAGACAGAAAUGUUCAGCAGGCAGCAGAUUCUCUACUCCAUCAUCAGUGACGGCCAUCGCCUGCUGGACCAGGGACAGGUGGACGACAGGGAUGACUUCAGCCUGAAACUGGCUCUGCUGGGUAACCAAUGGCAGGGUGUUGUGAGGCGGGCCCAGCAAAGGAGAGGGAUAAUUGACAGCCUGGUCCGCCAAUGGCAGCGCUACAGGGAGAUGGCGGAGAAGCUGCGGCGAUGGCUACAGGAAGUGUCUCGCGACCCGGAAGUGCAUCAACAGGGAGAGGCGGUGGCCUUACAGGAGGCCAGGACCAUGUUGGACCAGAUACAGUUGAGGGAGCGUGUGCUCCAGAGGCAGCAGGGUGGCUACAUCCUGGCGGUGGAGGCGGGGCGGAGCCUGCUCCUGUCAGCUGACGCCAGGGCGGAGUCAGCCCUGCAGACGGAGCUGAUGGACAUGCAGGAGUGCUGGAGACAUGCCAACGUCCGAUUGGACGAACAGAAGAGAGAGCUGCUAAGCUUGCUCAAGGACUGGGGCCGCUGUGAGAAGGGCAUAGCUGCGUCUUUGGAGAAGCUGAGGGCCUUUAAGAGGAAGCUGUCCCUGCCUCUACCAGACAACCAUGAGGAGCUGCACUCUGAGCAAGUCCGCUGCAAGGAGUUAGAGAGCAAUGUGGAUGGCUGGACUGAUGACCUCACCUCUCUGUUCCUGCUGAGGGAUUCUCUGGAGGGUGUGGUCAGUGCUGAUGACCUCACAGUCCUGCAGGACCGCCUCCAGCUUCUGCAGCGCCAGUGGGAGGAGAUCUGUCACCAGCUGUCCCUGCGCAGGCAGCAGGUGAGUGAGAAGCUGAAUGAGUGGGCAGUGUUCAACGAGAAGAACAAGGACCUGUGUGAGUGGCUCACCCAGAUGGAGAGCAAGGUGUCUCAGAAUGGAGACAUCAGCAUCCAGGAGAUGAUCGAGAAGCUGCGCAAGGACUACCAGGAAGAGAUUGGUGUGGCCCAGGAGAAUAAGCAGCAGCUGCAGGUGAUGGGGGAGCGCUUGGCCAGGGCCAGCCAUGAGAGCAAGGCUGCAGAGAUACAACACAAACUCAGCAAGGUCAGCGAGCGCUGGCAACACCUGCUGGACCUCAUCGCUGCUAGGGUGAAGAAGUUGAGGGAGACGCUGGUUGCGGUGCAGCAGCUGGAUAAGAACAUGUGCAGUCUGCGCUCCUGGCUCGCUCACAUCGAGACAGAGCUGACCAGACCUCUCGUCUACGACACCUGUGACGCGCAGGAGAUACAGAGGAAACUCAACCAGCAGCAGGACAUUCAGCGGGAUAUAGAGAAGCACAGUACAGGCGUGGCGUCUGUGUUGAACCUGUGUGAAGUGUUGCUACAUGACUGUGACGCCUGUUCUACGGAGACAGAGUGUGACUCCAUCCAGCAGGCCACCAGGGGCCUGGACCGACGCUGGAGGAACAUCUGUGCCAUGUCCAUGGAAAGGAGGCUCAAGAUUGAGGAGACGUGGAGGCUGUGGCAGAAGUUUCUGGAUGACUUCUCUCGGUUUGAGGAGUGGCUGAAGACCUCAGAGAGGACGGCUGCUCUUCCCAACUCCUCUGGAGUUCUAUACACCAUCGCAAAGGAGGAGCUCAAGAAGUUUGAGGCCUUCCAGAGGCAGGUCCAGGAGUUCCUGACCCAGCUGGAGCUGAUCAAUAAGCAGUACCGCCGACUGGCCAGAGAGAACCGCACAGACUCCUCCUGCCGCCUCCGUGAAAUGGUGCAUGAUGGGAACCGGCGCUGGGACAACCUGCAGAAGAGGGUUGCCUCCAUCCUGCGCAGGCUCAAGCACUUUAUUGGUCAGAGGGAGGAGUUUGAGACAGCUAGAGACAGCAUCCUGGUGUGGCUCACUGAGAUGGACCUGCAGCUCACCAACAUAGAACACUUCUCAGAGUGUGAUGUUCAGGCUAAGAUCAAACAGCUAAGGGCGUUCCAGCAGGAGAUCUCUCUGAACACAGGGCAGAUUGAGCUGGUGUUCAGGCAGGGGGAGGCCCUGAUAGAGAAGAGUGAGCCUCUGGAUGGUGCUGUUCUAGAGGAGGAACUGGAGGAGCUACAGAGGUACUGGCAGGAGGUGUUUGGACGUGUCGACAGAUACUACAAGAAGCUGACACGCCUGCCUCUUGCCGAUGAUGAACUAGACUGUUCUGACCGAGAUCUGGACAUGGACGAGUCGGCUGAUCUCUCUGACCUGCAGUGGGGUGACUCCUCUCUCCCCUGCCCCUCAAGUCUCCCCACCUCGGGCUCUGUCCUCCCCCCACAGGCGGACCGCUCGGGCCGGGACACCCCAGCCAGCAUGGACUCUAUCCCACUGGAGUGGGACCACGACUACGACCUGAGCCGGGGGCUUGAGAGUGCUGGAGGGCGGGGUCUGGGGUCAGAAAGGGGCAGAGGACAGGAGCAGGAGGAGGAGUACCUCAGGUCGGCUGCCGCUGUGUUGUCAGAUGUAGUUAUACCAGAAAGCCCAGAGGCCUAUAUAAAACUGACAGAGAGCACACUGAGAUCCUCCUCUGGUGAGCCAGGUCAGCUGGAGGCCCACCUGAGACAGUUGGACCAGGCUGUGGACUCUGUCCAGCAGGGAGAGGCGGCUGCCUGCGGUGGCCAGGCCAGCACCAGCCCUGAGCUGGACUCGACUUACAUGGGCUAUAUGCGUCUGAUGGGAGAGUGUCGGGGCAGUAUAGAUGCAGUGAAGAGGGCUGGAGGACAGCUGACUGAGGAGGAUGAUGACAUGCCAGGACUCACCAACCCCACCAGCACAGACAGCCAGAGUGCAGGUGUGAUUGAGCGCUGGGAGCUGAUCCAGGCUCGGUCUCUGAGGGACAAACACAGACAGAAGCAGAACCUGCAGCAGUGUCACCAGCUGAUCUCAGACCUGCAGACCAUGAGGGCAUGGCUGUGCGAGGCAGAGGCAGAGCUGGGACAGCUACGGGUGCUAGACCUCAGCACAGACAUACACACCAUCCAACAGAGGAUCAGAAAGCUCAAGGAGCUGCAGAAGGCCAUGGAUGGCCACAAGUCCCAGGUCCUGUCAAUCAACCUGAGCAGCGCUGACUUCCUCCAAUCAGAUCCCGACUCAAAGGAGGCGUGGGAGCUGAGGGACGGGCUGAAGGAGAUGAACUCACGCUGGGAUUGGCUGGGCUCAUCGCUGGAGGACUGGAGGGCAGAGCUACAGAGGGCCCUGUUGCAGUGUCAGGAGUUCCAUGAGCUGAGCCACGGUCUGCUGUUGUGGUUGGAGAACAUUGACCGUAGGAGGAACGAGGUUGUCCCCAUCCCCCCCAGGCUCGACCGUGAAACACUACGGGCUCACCACAGAACACUCACGCAAAUCAAGCGUGAGCUGCUGGACUCCCAGCAGAAGGCUUCCUCCCUUCAAGAGCUCUCAGCCCAGCUGCUUGUCCACACCCAGGCCACGGCUCAAAGCCAACCCCAGGCUUCAGAGCAGGCCCAGAACCAGCUCCAGGGUAGUGAACAUCUGGAGGCCCAGGAGAAGGUGCAUGUGAUCGGGAACAGGCUGCGGCUGCUCCUCCGGGAGGUCAGCACUGACCUGGAGGGCCUGGAGAGGAGACUGGAAACCAUGGACACAAAGGACUCGCUGCCUUUGUCUGCUGUGGACAAAUCUGACAUCUCUGGAUCCACCAGCCCCGUCUCAGAGGGGACCUCAACGAGUCGCCGGCGAUCGCCCCGGGGCAAAAGUAGUCAUGCCCACCCAGGACCCCCCGAGAGCGGCCCACAUCACAGCUCUCAGAGCGGCGCUGGCUGCGCUUCCUCCCGUUCUGACUUCCCCCUGCUCCCCUCUUCCUCGUCCUCCUCCUCGUGCCCCCCAAGGGGCCAGUCCUUUAUCCUGAGGGUCCUGAGGGCAGCUCUGCCCCUCCAACUCCUCCUCCUGCUCCUGAUUGGCUUAGCCUGCCUGGUGCCCAUGACAGAGGAGGACUACAGCUGUCACCAUGCCAACAACUUUGCCCGCUCUUUCCACCCCAUGCUGCGCUACACCAAUGGACCCCCACCCAUAUGAGGGUCAUCACUUCCUGGUUCCAGAAAUACUUUCUCAUCUGAAUGAAUGUCCCCUACUGCUGUACACCAGUGGACUCAUGCCCAUAGAAGAGGACCUCCUGGAUUAUAUUAACAUUCCCUCUCCCUGCAGGACUCUCUUCCUCUGCUACACAGAGAUGACAUUCACUCAUUUUAGACUCUCUAACACCUAACAAACCAACCGACUAACAAAAGCAUCCCAAGGCUACAUGGCCUAAACAGCCUCUAUAUAAAACAUGUUGUUCAACACCCAUCUACAAGAUGAAUGGACCUAUACCUUGUGGAUCCCCUUAUAUCCAAAACAAAUCUCUAUAAGUUUUGUAUUCUUUAUAGUAAUCUGUAUUUUAUUUUUUACAGUUUCAGAGGAAACAUCUUGAGUCUGAAGAAAAAACACAGCACUACUUAUAUGUUGGGAGCCAAAGUGGACUGUGCUGUGUGUCAGUGCUGCUGCUAUUUAUUUGUUAACUCAAUCAGCAUUUGGUAGAUGUUAGAAUCAAUUAGGCUUGGGGGCUUCUGGUGAAGUUUGAAUAGCGAACAUUCCCAUUAGUCCUAGAGAUCCUAUAGAGCUAAAAGCUGAACCUCGAGCACUGACAUGGGAGAAAACUACAGGGACAUGACUGACCUGCAAACACUUGUUGAAAUACCUAAUUGGUUAUAGUUAUAGUUAGUUUAGGGUUAAGGUUAGAAGUUUGGUUAAGAUUAGGGUUAACUUUAGGAUUAGAGUUAUGGGUUGGUAUGCCAGUCACGUCCGUUUAGUGGAAUCCCACUGAGGAUUAUUAUUGAAUGAAGGUACUGCACUGAAGCCGUCCACAAGAUGGCCGACGUCUUCCUCCUCGGGCCAAGACAAGUAUUUAACGUCAAUAUUAUUUCAGUGUUUUAAAGCAAAACAAUCGAUGCAACAAGAAGAAACCAGUAAACUGACUUGUAAGAUUCAGGUGAUUUGUAUAGUGAUGUUUGAAAUGCCUUUGAAUAUGGCAGUUAUUUUUGUUUUAUUAGCAUGCACUUGAAAUCCCUUGCUUUAAAAAAAAAAGCCAAACAAUCACUGGUAGUGUUAAGUAGAUGGAUGUCAUAUAGUGUGCUUUGUAAUAAUAACGAUGAUGAUGAUGAUCCUAACUGGAUGGAAACAUCUAAAUCACUGGGCUGUUCAAAAAUGAAACUGUAAAAACAAUGAAAAAUGAAAUGGUUAUUUAUGUAUGUACAGUUUGCUAAUGCUGAGCUAAUGAAUAAUACUCUCUCUUUGCAUAAUAAAAUACAGUACAUAU